AUGCGUAAAUUUGGCAAAAUAUUGUGGUUAUUGAACUUGAAAAGCAGCGGUCCCUAUGACCCGAAAGCUACUGGGCGGGGUUCAAGGGAUGAUGUGAUGCAUCAUCAAGCUGGUCAGAUUACCCCUGCAGCAUUCAAAAGUGCUGUCCAUGAUUUACAUAACCAUUUGGCUUGUAAUUCUAACAGUACUGAGGAAUGGUUUAUUGAUGAAUUUGCAGAACAACCGGUUGAACUGGAGAUGGUCUGUCGGAAAUCUAUUCCACUUAGAAAAUCAAGUGAUUCAUCGACUGACGCAAUUGUUAUAGAGUAUCGUGUAGUAUACAGUGAGAGUUACCAAGUGCCUGUUCUGCUUAUUCGCUUUCAAACAAAAAGUGGCCGUUCAUUACAUCAUGACAAAUUAUGGUGUGAAAACUUACGAUCUUCUGCGUUCCCGAUUUCAAUGAACCCUUUGCCUUUAUCCGCUCUCAGUGAAAUUGAGCAUCCUCAUUUGGGUAUUCCGUUCUAUCAAUUUCAUCCUUGUAAAACUGCUGAUCUCAUGACUGAAGUAUUUUCCUCAGCCUCUGUUAAUUCGAUAAGUCCGCUAAAAUACAUAAUCAUGUGGUUAAGCUUAAUUGCAUCUCCUCUCGGACUUAAUCUUCCUCAAUCGUUAUGUUCCUUAUAAAUGUUAUGAGAUUUUUAAAACCUCAAUAUGUAUUUAUAUUUUUGUAAAGGUUUUUAAAUGUUGAGAUAACUGUAAUUACCCUUUUAUUUGAGUUUUGGCCUUACUCUUGACCCAUCAACACUCACCACUUUGUCGAUAUGUCACUUCUUAUUGUAAUCUUAUCUUCUGAAGUUGAACAGUGUUGUGAUCAAAGUUCAGACAAAUAAGAAUUUAAAAAACUGAAAGAUUGAGCGAAGAAAUAUUUACUUUUCAAUUAGAUCCUCAUCUCUAGCUCUACUCUAAUAUACAUAGCAUUUUUAUUACAAUACACAACAGUUUACCAAUCAAGUGGCGAUAUAUUUGUUAACAAUAAUUAGUCAGUGUCAACAUGUCAAUGGGGUGAUAAUUAACGAAGAAAAUCAAUACACAUUUAAAAAGUAGAAAUGGUUAGAAUAAAUUAAUUUUACAAGGAUAACACGUAAUUAAAGAUGAAGUGGUCAAAAUAAAUAAUAAAAAAUAAUUUGGACAAUUAUAAUUUUUAAAGGUUUAGGGGGAGGGGGCGAAGUAGUCCAGUUUAUACAUUCAUGUAACGAUGGCCAAGGUAAGGAAAGUGGCUGUACAAAUUUCUUCUGAACAUACAGGUUUGGCUUC
Molecule: messenger RNA, 1290 nt
Organism: Trichobilharzia szidati
Lineage: Eukaryota; Metazoa; Platyhelminthes; Trematoda; Strigeidida; Schistosomatidae
Source: the annotation of a GenBank genome assembly